CGGCGAAGAAAAGCGGAAGCGCUGUUGUCUGAGAUGUUGCUGUGGAGAUGUGAAGUGAACUCUCAAACGUCAGGCAAGGCUUGAAAUGUCUCCAUCACUGACUGCUGUUUAGGGCCCAGGGUUUCAUCAUGCUUCAAGCAGAAGCCCUCCAGCUGCUUUGCCUUACAGCCUCCAGUGGAGUUCCACUGUUCUCACGAGGCUCUUCCAAGCAGCUCCCCUUUUCCAUCAUUGGCUCCUUAAACGGUGUCCAUAUGUUUGGUGCUGGACAUGGAGCUCAGCUGUCGAGCUGCGUGACCGAGCGUGGCAGUCGUGUGGUCUGGAGGGUCUUCCAGGAGAGCCUGAUGCUCAUUGCUGUGAGUGGUGGUGGGGGCUCUGCUAUCAGUGAGCUGCAGCUGCGGCGCCUGCUGGAGAAUGUGUGGAACUGCAUGGUGAUGGUCCUGGGACAGGACGAGCUGGCAAACAUACGCAAUGUGGAGCGGUUGAAACGGGAGGUGCGGUCUUGCUACCGUUUGAUUGACAUGCUCUUGGAGCGCGUAAACGAUGACCAGGGGAUGAUGGGACAUUUGACGCAAUGUGCCGAUUGCAUGCCACUCUCAAAUUCUGGCAUGGUUCAAGAGACCCUGGACUCUUUCACCCAGGCAGCGGAUAGUGAAUUCGGCUGCCUAGUGGUGCACGGCCGUGUGGCCCUGGCCACGGAAAAAUGGUGGUCUCGAUUGGCUCCACAAGAAGUUGUUGUGCUUUUAGCUCUGGUGCAAUCGCUCUCUGGCACAUCCUCUUGUGAUUAUCCCGUCUUCCUGCCCCAGGGCAGUCCUACAGUCGCCAUUCGUUUACUGUGUUUCCAGCUGCUUCCUGGGGUUCAGAUAUGUGUUCUCUGUGGCCCCAAACCCUCUCUGUACCAGGCGGGGAAAGAGCUUCUGAGUCGUUUUUGGUCCCCUCUGCUGGAGACUCUCCGCAACUGUCUGGAGCAAACUGACCGCUCCAUCCUCCCUCCAUCUGUCAACCUUCGAUGGGACGUCCAGGCUCUUCUGCUCAUCAACCGCGAAUCUCGGCGCGCAAUAACCGUGUGCCCACGUGUUCGAGGCGGUGCUUCAGCAAACGCUGCACCGCUCCUCUCAUCAGCCCGCCGUUUGGAGCUCCUUAGUCACUUCUAUACAUUUGCUGUGACCCGAUAUUUUACCUUGGAGGAUGUCUCGCCAGCCUCACCUGCUUCUGAGCCCGUCCCUGAGGAUUUCUCUCAGGGUUUUACCCAUGUUCCUGUGCAGUGCUAUCUCGUCACUGAUGAGUGCAAGUGUUAUGGCCUGCAGAGUCCUCAGCACCAGCUCUACCUCCUCACGGAUCUUUCCGUACCCACGUUUGCCUUGCGCUCUGUGGCUACACAGACUCUCUCAGCUAUUACUGUUGCAACAGGUUUUUAGGGCAUUGGUUUUAGUCUUGUAUUUGUUUUGACCAUGUAAUAGUUAAAAGCAAAACAACAUUAUUACGCGUGAGUGCUUUCUUAAAGAGAUAGUUGACCCAAAAAGAAAUAAUUCUGUCAUCUGUCAUUUAUUUACCCUCAUGUUGUUGAAAACCUGUACAUUUUUAAAAAGUCUUUUUUGGUGGUUUUGUCUCCAUACAGUGGAAGUCAUCGUUCUUCAAAAUAUUUUCUUUUUGUGUUCUGAGGAAGCAAAAAGUCAUACAGGUUUGGAAUGACAUGAGAUGUUUAUUUGAGUGAACUGUCCCUUGAAGAUCUGGAACAGCAGUGCAGUCAGGAUUUCAACAUGUGAUCCUGAAAGUGAAGCCAAUAUGAUGCAAGUUCGAAUUGCACUUGUGUUUUCAGUUUGAGUCUACUUUAUAUUACUGUAGGGUAUGUGUAGCAAUCACACUGAUAUCAAAUUUAUUUAUCAAACCUUAUUGUUGCAUUGAAUAUUGUUGAAUGUAUUGUUGAUUUUUAAAAGAAACGACUGAUGAUAUUUACGAUGACACUGGUGAUCUUGAAUACCUGUUAAAUUAGCUUUUGAGCAUAAAUUGUUGUUUGAAAUUAAUCUUUGGAGGGUUGUCUUACCUUUCAACAGUAAAAUUAUUUUUAACAAGACAACCUGUGUUCAAAUUGUUUUUAAAUCUUUUUUAAUGUCCAGUUAAUUUUGUAUAAACUCCGCCCCCUGCUAGCCACCUAGAACAGAGUUCAGACCAGCCGAGUCCUUUUCAUAUCAUUUUUACAUUUUUAUAACACCGUUGUGUAAACAUAAUGAGAAAAAUGCCUGUUGAUGGCUCUAACUCUGGAAAAAAAAUAAUUUUCAGAUUCAAUUUUAUUUCAGAGAAGACAUUAAUCUUAUCUCCAAAACGGCAUAAAGGAUAAGAAAUCGGGUAAUGUCAUCAUGGGCUUCACAAGUAGCCAUGUAAAUGUAAUGUAAACAAAUAAUUAGACACUGACUCAUUGUACACUUUUAUUUGAGGGCUGUGCUGUUAUUUAUCUUUUAACCCUCUAUUAAAGAUAAAAUAUGACUUUCAUACUUUUUCUUUUGUUUGGUGAUUGGGAAUCAAAAAAUGAUUGAGGGAAAAGCAUUUUAAUAUGAAAAGUAUCUGAAAUGUGAUCAUGCGUAAUUAAAUUUUGUAACUUUUAACAAUCAACUGAAAUUGUGCCUGAAAGUGCAAUAUUAUGCACUGGCAGAUGACUCAAUGAGUAAAUAAUAAAACAUUAACAUUAUAACUAACUGAAUUGUUCUCCUUUUUUUUGUCACAUGUUUCCAACUGUGCUUUCAACAGUGCUUGACC
Triplophysa rosa is the source of this 2751-nucleotide messenger RNA. RefSeq names its product fuzzy planar cell polarity protein (gene fuz). Lineage: Eukaryota; Metazoa; Chordata; Actinopteri; Cypriniformes; Nemacheilidae. The record is from RefSeq and is a predicted model, not a curated record. The coding region runs from base 129 to 1415 and encodes 428 amino acids. The transcript has 2 exons. Gene Ontology annotation, biological process: vesicle-mediated transport; non-motile cilium assembly.